Molecule: messenger RNA, 1833 nt
Organism: Pieris rapae (cabbage white)
Lineage: Eukaryota; Metazoa; Arthropoda; Insecta; Lepidoptera; Pieridae
Gene: cN-IIIB
Product: 7-methylguanosine phosphate-specific 5'-nucleotidase
Exons: 6
Coding region: 151-1038 (295 amino acids)
Cellular component (GO): cytoplasm
Molecular function (GO): magnesium ion binding; 5'-nucleotidase activity
Source: RefSeq, a predicted model, not a curated record
AAUUAAACAUUGACAUUCUAAUUCGAAAUUGGGUGUUGAAUUUCGAUGUUAUAAAUUUUCGUCUACUUGCAAAAUUGUUCAGAAUAAACGUGGAGCUUGCCUUAAAUACUUAUUCUGGGGCAGCUAUAUAUUAAAUAGUACUGCUAAGCUAUGAAGUUCUUAACGACUCUAAAUGACAUACCUGAGCUAACCCAGCCAAAUGUUCAUAUCAAGGAUAAGGAAGGUCUUUUGGAGAAAAUCAACAGGAUCUUGAAAGAUGGACAUAGCAAGUUGCAAAUUGUAACCGAUUUUGACCACACUUUAACUAGACACCAGAUGGACAGUGGAAAAAUCGUUCUAACUAGUUUUGGUAUGUUUAAAGAUUGUCCUUCGGUGCCUCAAAUAUAUAAGGAUGAAGAUAAUAGGCUCUCUGGUAUAUAUAAGCCAAUUGAAGUGGACCAUAUUAUGACUGUAGAAGAGAAAACAAAACAUAUGAUCGACUGGUACAUUGCAGCACAUAAAUUAUUAAUAGGAAUGAAGUUUCCCAAGCAAGAGCUCAAAGAAAUCAGCAGGAAUAUGGUGCAAUGUUUUCGGACUGGUGUUAAAGAUCUGAUAUCGUAUAGUGAAGCCCACUUCAUCCCGGUCUUGGUAUUCUCAGCUGGACUAGGAGAAUGUGUGGUUGCUGCGAUGGAGGCUGCUAACUUCCUGCUACCUCACGUUAAGGUUAUAUCAAACUUCUUGGAUAUAGACGAAAAUGACACAAUAUUGGGAAUAAAAGGUGAAGUAAUUCACACAUACAACAAAAAUGAGGCCGCUAUCAAGAACACUGAGUAUUAUGAGAUGGUUAAGGAGAGAAACAACGUCAUUCUGAUGGGAGACAACAUCGGGGAUGCCGGGAUGGCAGAGGGGAUGGACCACUGUGACGUCAUCAUUAAAGUGGGAUUCCUCGGGAGGAAUGUGGAGGGAAAUCUCCAGAACUAUUUAAAUAAGUUUGAUAUUGUUCUCGUUAAUGACCACACUGUGAACGUGGUUAACGCCAUAUUGAAACUAAUGCUGUGAUUUUUUCAGAUUUUUUUUACAGAUAUACGCAUAUCAUUACUGACGGGAAAUUGUUGCGUGCUAUUUACUAAAUAUUUUUACUUUUAUAGUAUUAAGUCCAUAGGACGUUAUUUUGUUUUCAUUAAAGAUAUUUAUCAUUUGUUUUGGUAUGAAGAAUAUUCAUGGUUAUUUAUAUUUUAUUUUACACUAUGUUGACUUGAAAAUCUGAUAAAAACCGAAAAAUAUAUAAUAAUAAAAAAAGAAACAAGUAAUUGUUGAGUAACUUUAAUUAAUGAUAAUGCUCCUUUGAGAAUUUAAAAAUACUGCCGAUUUUUAAUUGUAUAUAAGCAAUUCUAUAUCUUUUUAAUCUAGCUAUAUAAUGUACAAAUACAGGUUGAGUGUUUGUAUUCAAAGCCAAAUAUAGCCAAAGGGUUCAUUAGUUCAAGUAUUACCUCUGAGAUUUUUUAAACAGAUAUAAAAAAUAAACAAUAAAUUAAAAAGCAUAUUGUCAAUGAUUGGAGCUGGAUUUUGCAGUUUUCAUUCAUCUUAUUCAGCUGUUUUAGUUUUUAAAUUGUUGUACUUUAUAGGUUCAUGAUUUUUUGUAUAUAAGUAUCUUGAAUUAUAGUAAAUUUUAGAUUAUUAUAUGUAUAUUUUAUUAAAAAUUACAUUACAUUAAUGAUUGUUUUUCUAUUCACUCAAAGGUAAUACGGACCCACGUUUAUAGUAAUUCAUAGAAACGUUCAAGUCUAUGAAUUUGGGUUCUAAUAUACAUUAGUUGACAUAUGAUGAUAAAUAAAACAACUUUAAAAAAUUAAA